Molecule: messenger RNA, 3258 nt
Organism: Microplitis mediator
Lineage: Eukaryota; Metazoa; Arthropoda; Insecta; Hymenoptera; Braconidae
Product: T-box transcription factor TBX20-like
Exons: 6
Coding region: 708-2570 (620 amino acids)
Biological process (GO): heart development; positive regulation of DNA-templated transcription; cell fate specification
Cellular component (GO): nucleus
Molecular function (GO): RNA polymerase II cis-regulatory region sequence-specific DNA binding; DNA-binding transcription factor activity, RNA polymerase II-specific
Source: RefSeq, a predicted model, not a curated record
CUGUCAGGCAACCGGUCUGUUACUCGGUCCAAACCGAUCGUCUGUCCGCGCGUUCACGGUUCGAUCCACCCCAUUCACACUCACGAUUUUUCAAAAACAUCUUGGUCUUUCUGCUACUUGAUGUCUGACCGGUGUGAUAGAUACACAUACACACAUGCACACAUACUUACACGCACAUACAUUCAUGUGUUCAUAACGCGGUUACAUCCUUUUGAUCAUCUCACUUUGUCUCAGUAACUCGUGGAGUACAACUGCGGCAUCAGUGCUUAAGAGUAACGUUCAAGUGUUAACGUGGAUCGAUUGUCAGUUUGUGUUUUUUUUUAAAUAUUAUAUUAACAAUCGGGGAUGUUGAGCUUCUGGGUGAUCGGUAACCAUAAGAGAUCUCUAUUGUUUUGUUUGUGUUUAUGACCCAACAGACCGUCGAUUAUUGCCAACAAUUUAGAUUACAAGCAGCAGCUAUUGUUGCUCCAAUAUCUAGUGUCUUUAAAUUGGAAAUAUUUGCGGGACCAGCAUAUGUUUGGUGGGAGUGUAUGACUACUCUGCUUUUCAUAUUUAUUUAUUUAUUUAUUUAUUGAAUACUGCGGGACGGAAGUAGCAAAGCUGGACACCAUUGGAUGAGGUUGUGACGGUAUUGAUAAAACGUAAAACUUGUUGGUUAAUAAAAUACUAACCAGUGUGGCUGGGUUUCACGGAAGUGGGUGUAGGUAAUGUUGCUGGAGUCGCGAGGUCUUGCUGCAAGGAAGAGAAACGGACUGACCCUGACUACGUACGGCGGGGUGGGUGCCGGCAGCGAGGAGGACGAGGAGGACACAUCACAGUCACUUCUCGGGGGUGGCGCCGACGGCGGGAAAAUGCCGCGAUGCGGCGAGUCCGAGGUGACCACUGCUGUAUCAGCAACACCUGGAGUUAUUCCUGACAGAUGUACAACAAGAGGCGACGACGGUGCCGAGGGUGAUGACAGCUCUAGUCCAUCCCCAAACAGCAGCCUUCUUAAUAAUUUAAAUAAUAAUAAUAGUAGUAGUAGUAGUAAUUGUAAUUCAAAUCGCCAAUGCGCCACGGACUUCAGUAUAGCAGCCAUAAUGGCGCGGGAUUCACGGCAACAGCAACAACAGGCUCAUCAGCAUCAGCAACAACAAUCCAGGCAUUCACUCCAACAGUCCAUUGGCAGUGGGAAAUUACAUCAGCUCGAAAGAGAAGCAAGUGGAUCAGGAAUAAGUAGGAUACCUCCCCCUUCUCAAGAUUCCGUAGACAUAGACGACGAAAUAGAAACGGACGAUGCCGGAAGUACCAGCGGAAAAACGGCAUCACCUUCGACCAACCCUCUUCUGCAAGAGCACUCGAAUUGCGAGGAGCUGAGGCACGUCGUCUGUCAUCUGGAAACAAAAGAACUCUGGGACAAAUUCAACGAACUCGGAACUGAGAUGAUAAUAACUAAAACCGGCAGGAGGAUGUUUCCGACCUGUCGGGUGUCUUUCAACGGACUGAGGCCUGACGGACGCUAUGCUGUGCUGAUGGACAUUGUGCCGGUUGAUAAAAAAAGGUAUAGAUACGCCUACCAUAGAAGUUCGUGGUUGGUAGCUGGAAAAGCAGACCCUCCAGCACCGGCGAGACUUUAUGUCCAUCCGGAUUCACCCUUUACUGGUGAACAGUUGAGGAAACAAAUUGUGUCCUUUGAAAAAGUUAAACUUACUAACAAUGAAAUGGACCGACAUGGACAUCUGGUAUUAAAUUCAAUGCACAAGUACCAGCCACGUAUACACCUGGUGAAGCGACCGGACUCAGGUGCCAAGGACCCAAUAGAGGAUCUUGAACGCGAGCCACACAAGACCUUCGUAUUCCCGGAGGCCAUUUUCACCGCCGUCACCGCCUAUCAGAAUCAGCUCAUAACGAAACUGAAGAUAGACAGUAAUCCGUUUGCAAAAGGCUUCCGGGACUCUUCACGUCUUACGGAUUUCGAGAGUUUUCCUUUCAGGGAAACAAUGGAGUCAAUGUUAGCGGAGCAGCAGUCAAUGCGAUUUCCCCACCGAUUUCCAUUUGAAAUGGAGCAGCUACAAAGUGGCGCGAGUAAUUUAAGUCUUGAAGAGAAAGCCUUGUGGGCAGCGCGGUCACAGAUUUUAUUAAGAGCAGCAGCGGCCGCGGCGGUGGGUCCAUAUGCGCAGUUAGUCAGUCCAGCUCUUGUAUACCCAAGUGCCUCGACAGUUGCGGGAUCCAGUCAUCAGCAGCAGCAGCAUCAGCAACAACAGCAGCAACAACAACAGCAACAACUGGGUCACCUCUGGUGGGCAUCAUCACUCGGACCGACACUUUUCGCGGCCGCGCAUCAUCACCAGCAGCAGCAAUUGGCUGCUUCGAGUUCCCAACAAAGUCCACCCUCUGGUCCAGCGGCACCGCGGCCUAUGUAUCCCUCAGCACUUGCACUAGCUCAUCAUAGAUUUUCUCCAUAUCCAACUGCCAUUUCCGGUCGUAAGCCCACUGUUACUUCCGCACCUUCACCUUCAGCUUCUAGAAGAGCUACACCUUCACCUACUGACAGUCUUUAUCGUGAAGCUCAGGAUUUAUCACCCUCGUAGUCAUCGACUAAAUCAUUAUCAUUAUCAUCAUUAUCAUCAUCAUCAUCAUCAUCAUUAUCAUAAUUUUCUGUGUUUUCUGAUAGACAAAAAUAAAAAAAACUGACACCGAGUGUGAGAAAAUAAAUUUUUUUUGUUAAUUAAAAUAUUUUUAUUUAUAAUAAUAUCAAGACGUUAAUUAAUAAAUGUGCAAAUAAAAAAUGUCGUCGAAAAAAUGUAAAAUAAUCUGUAUAUUAUUAUAUUUAAUAUCAAUGGUGAUUUAUUAAAUUACAUAUUAUUGUUAUCGUUAUUUAUGUUUUUCCUUUAUUAUGUAUUAUUAAUUAUUAUUGAUAUUAUUGAUAUUAUUAUUUUAAGAUAACGAAUGUUAUCGACGAACCUGAGGAUUGUUGGUAAUAAAUGCGGAUAUAAUCUCUAGAGAAGAUAAUUUAUGUAGAUUACUAACAAUUCUCAGCCGUUAUAUAUAUAAAUAAUUAUUGCUAUGAUGGAAAUAGAGAGUAGAGUCGAAUGUUAUUGGUAAAUAAAUUAAUUAAUUGAUUGAUUAAUUAUGUAUUGUUAAAAAAAAAAAAAAGUAAACUGCUUGUGUUACACAAAACUGUACUAGCUAUUUUAAAGGAACGCUAUUAUGCAAGCUGUUUUACCCUGUAAAUAAAAUCCCGUGGAAAAAAAAAAUAAACAACAAAAACUCUUGUAC